This is a messenger RNA of Petromyzon marinus (sea lamprey), 4346 nucleotides long. Its product is annotated as exportin-1-like. Gene Ontology annotation, molecular function: nuclear export signal receptor activity; small GTPase binding. Lineage: Eukaryota; Metazoa; Chordata; Hyperoartia; Petromyzontiformes; Petromyzontidae. The record is from RefSeq and is a predicted model, not a curated record. Gene Ontology annotation, cellular component: nucleus; cytoplasm. Gene Ontology annotation, biological process: ribosomal small subunit export from nucleus; protein export from nucleus; ribosomal large subunit export from nucleus.
CCACUGGAGCUGUGCACUUUUAAAUAGUCUAGAUUGAAAACUAAUUUCUUUAGAAUUGUUUUUUGUGUUUAAUUUGUUAUCCUUCACCUCCGUGGAGCAUGGUUGGCUAUGUACGGUGCCCCGAGGUAUAUUCUGCACAUGUUUUUGAGCGCUGAGCCGGCACUGUUGAUUAACCUCUUUCAUUCUUCUGUUCCCACCUGAAAUUAAGUGAAUCUCAUACACCACCAUUCUAGGAUUCUUUCCACAGUUUUCAGCAUCAGUAAUACCUAUAGCCCUAAGCAAAACAGGCAUGGCUCAAUUGGCAUACCCUGAUGAUUUUUAAUGCAUAUAUACACCUCCCCUAUCCUGGAAAUUACAUUAAUUGUCUCAAUUUAGGAUCACGAUUUGGUGAAUGAAAUUAUUGAUUACAUAUUUAUUCAUUAUUGAUUUCUGAGGUAGGGCCACGUAAUGUUAUGUGGUCACAUUUUUCUUGUUGUGUAACCCUCCCCCACCAGACAUGGCCAAACAAAUUAAAUUGUCACGUGUACAGGCGGUUAACGUGCCAAUGAUUGUUGUUUCGGCUCACCGCGGUACUACGCCCUGCAAAUAUUGGAGAACGUCAUAAAGACACGCUGGAAAAUCCUGCCGAGGAACCAGUGCGAUGGAAUAAAAAAGUACGUUGUGGGCCUGGUGAUUAAAACGUCUCAAGAACCAAUCAAUCUCGAGAAAGAGAAGGUUUACAUUGGCAAGUUGAACAUGAUACUGGUUCAGAUCCUGAAGCAGGAGUGGCCGAAGAACUGGCCGACAUUCAUCAGCGACAUCGUGGGUGCCAGCCGCACGUCCGAGUCGCUGUGCCAGAACAACAUGGCCAUCCUGAAGCUGCUGAGCGAGGAGGUGUUUGACUUCUCGAGUGGGCAGCUCACGCAGUUCAAGGCCAAGCACCUCAAGGACAGCAUGUGCAACGAGUUCUCACAAGUGUUCCAGCUCUGCCAGUUUGUCAUGGAAAACUCCCAGAAUGCACCACUUGUUGCCGCCACCUUAGAGACACUUUUGCGUUUCCUGAAUUGGAUUCCUCUCGGGUACAUCUUUGAGACGAAACUCAUCAGCGUCCUCGUUUACAAGUUCCUCAACGUACCCAUGUUCCGUAACGUGACGCUCAAGUGCCUGACGGAGGUGGCGGGCGUGCGGGUGAGCCAGUACGAGGAGCAGUUCGCUACCCUCUUCAGCAUCACCAUGGCCGAGCUCAAACAGAUCCUGCCACUGCAGACCAACAUCCGGCUGGCGUACGCGACGGGCAAGGACGAGGAGCAGAAUUUUAUCCAGAACCUGAGCCUCUUCCUGUGCACCUUCCUCAAGGAGCACGGCUCGCUGGUGGAGCGCCGCGGCGACCUCCGCGAGGGGCUGCUCGAGGCCCUGCACUACAUGGUGGUGAUCUCGGAGGUGGAGGAGACGGAGAUCUUCAAGAUCUGCCUGGAGUACUGGAGCCACCUGGCGUCGGAGCUCUACCGCGAGAGCCCCUUCUCGGCCACGCCGGCGCCGCUGUUGCUCGGCAGCCCGCACCACGACGUUCCGCCCCGGCGACAGAUAUACCUGCCUGUCCUUUCCAAGGUACGACUCGUCAUGGUGUGCCGAAUGGCCAAGCCGGAGGAGGUGCUCGUGGUGGAGAAUGACCAGGGCGAGGUGGUUCGGGAAUUCAUGAAGGACACGGACUCCAUCAGCCUCUACAAGAACAUGAGGGAGACGCUCGUGUACCUGACGCAUCUGGACUACACCGACACGGAGCGCAUCAUGACGGAGAAGCUGCAGGCCCAGGUGAGCGGCGUCGAGUGGUCGUGGAAGAACCUCAACACGCUUUGCUGGGCCAUCGGAUCCAUCAGCGGCGCCAUGCACGAGGAGGAUGAGAAGCGCUUCCUCGUCACCGUCAUCAAGGACCUGCUGGGGCUGUGUGAGCAGAAGCGCGGCAAAGACAACAAGGCCAUCGUGGCCUCCAACAUCAUGUACGUCGUGGGGCAGUACCCCCGCUUCUUACGCGCCCACUGGAAGUUCCUCAAGACCGUCGUCAACAAGCUCUUUGAGUUCAUGCACGAGACGCACGACGGCGUGCAGGACAUGGCGUGCGACACGUUUAUCAAAAUUGCGCAGAAGUGCCGCCGCCACUUCGUGCAGGUGCAAGCCGGGGAGGUGAUGCCCUUCAUCGACGAGAUCCUCAACGGCAUCAACACCAUCAUCUGCGACCUGCAGCCGCAGCAGGUGCACACCUUCUACGAGGCGGUGGGAUACAUGAUAGGUGCCCAGACUGACCAGGUGCUGCAGGAGAGGCUCAUUGAGAAGUAUAUGCUGCUUCCCAACCAAGUGUGGGACAGCAUCAUUCACCAGGCCACCAAGAACGUCGACAUCCUGAAGGACGCGGAGACCGUGAAGCAGCUGGGUAACAUCCUCAAGACGAACGUGCGAGCGUGUCGCGCCGUGGGCCACCCCUUCGUGGUGCAGCUGGGCCGCGUCUACCUGGACAUGCUCAACGUCUACAAGUGCCUGAGCGAGAACAUCUCCACCGCCGUGCAGGCCAACGGAGAGAUCGUAACGAAGCAACCACUGAUUCGCAGCAUGCGCACCGUCAAGAAGGAGACGCUGAAGCUCAUUUCCGACUGGGUCAGCCGCUCCACCGACCCCAAGAUGGUGGCCGAGAACUUUGUGCCGCCCCUGCUCGACGCCGUGCUGCUGGACUACCAGCGCAACGUGGCGGCGGCGCGCGAGCCGGAGGUGCUGGCCACCAUGGCGACGGUGGUGAACCGCCUGGAGAGCCACAUCACCGCCGAGAUCCCACACAUCUUCGACGCCGUCUUCGAGUGCACGCUCGAAAUGAUCAACAAGGACUUUGAGGAACACCCCGAGCACCGCACCAACUUCUUCCUGCUGCUGCAGGCCGUCAACACGCACUGCUUCCCGGCAUUCCUGGCCAUCCCUCCCGCGCAGUUCAAGCUGCUCCUCGACGCCACCAUCUGGGCCUUCAAGCACACGAUGCGCAACGUCGCCGACACGGGUCUUUCCAUCCUGUUGGCACUGCUGCAGAAUGUGAGUCAGGAAGGGGCGGCCGCACAGAGCUUCUACCAGACGUACUUCUGUGACAUCCUGCAGCACAUCUUCUCGGUAGUCACGGACACCUCGCACACCGCAGGCCUGACGAUGCAUGCCACGAUCCUGGCGUACAUGUUCAGCCUGGCGGAGGAAGGCCGCGUCACGGUGCCGCUCAACCCCGCGAUGCCCGCCUCCAAUAACGUGCCCUUCGUGCAGGAGUACAUCGCCAACCUGCUCAAGUCGGCCUUCCCACACCUGCAAGAUGCACAGGUGAAGCUGUUUGUCACGGGGCUGUUCAGCCUGAACCACGACAUCCCGGCCUUCAAAGAGCACCUGCGUGACUUCCUCGUGCAGAUCAAGGAGUUUGCCGGGGAGGACACGAGCGACCUGUACCUGGAGGAACGCGAGUCAUCGCUGCGGCAAGCGAACGAGGAGAAGAGGAAGGUGCAGAUGUCGGUGCCGGGCAUCCUGAACCCGCACGAGAUCGGGGACGACAUGUGCGACUGACGCGCCCGAUCACCCCCGCCCGUCCCCGUGUCCGUCCAUUUACCCAGACCGCACGGCGAACCCGGCCCCAGUAAAUUCACACUGGACACAAAAAUCUACGCUUCCAGGUGACCGCGACGGGACGAGAGGAUGGCGUCGCGAGGCCGUGCGUUUAACGCGUUUAGUUUAUUGUGCUCGGCGUAGUUUUUUUUCUCUCUCCGACGAGAGCGCGAAGGUGUCGAGUGAGUUUUCUGUUUUCUUCGCCGCCCCCCCCCCCCCCCGGACUCCCCUUUUAUAUAAAUGUGCGCGAGAGCGGCCUCCUGUUUUAUUUAAACGUUGGGCGAUUUGUUUUUCGUUUUUAACACGUGACCCGAGGGACGGUUUCACUCUAACGGUGUGCGCGCGCGAUUAACGGUACCGGCCCUUUCCCGCACCUCCGAUUAGCACGGUCGGCUACGUACAGCGCGAAAGAAGUUUAACAUACAUACAUACAGCCGGUGCCAAGUGACGGCUCUGUUGGUACAGAUACACCUGCAAUGUAAUCUGCCAAUGUCAUAACAUUUAGAACUGUCCUAACAUGUAUAACUGCACCCACACACCAUUGUACUGAAGUCUGGGAGUCAAGAUACCCACUCGCACACGCCCUCCACUGACAAUUUUAUGGAAAAAUAUGAACUUUUAAGUGAUAUGAGAAAUGCUGCCAUGGUGUAAUGAAUGGCUGGCUCGCUGGACUUUACACGCAGUGGUCACCAGUUCGAUCUCCAGGUGUGAUAGUUAAAACAUUUGGGCAAGUUGUGUAAAUCUUU